Linepithema humile (Argentine ant) is the source of this 3659-nucleotide messenger RNA. It is a transcript of the gene NKCC, whose product is annotated as sodium potassium chloride cotransporter. The record is from RefSeq and is a predicted model, not a curated record. Gene Ontology annotation, cellular component: membrane. Lineage: Eukaryota; Metazoa; Arthropoda; Insecta; Hymenoptera; Formicidae. Gene Ontology annotation, biological process: cell volume homeostasis; sodium ion transmembrane transport; sodium ion homeostasis. Gene Ontology annotation, molecular function: sodium:potassium:chloride symporter activity.
GUGAAAAAGUUGGUAGUCGCUCGCGAUCACACGGCCGUUCUUUCAUGACUCGUGCGAUAACAAUGUUGACUAAAUUGUCUUGCAAAUUUAUUUUCAGCAUAAUUUAAAAUAAAAUUUAGUGCGCAUAUUUUCGAAAAACUGACGAUUUUCGACAGAUAGAUUUCUAAAGUGCGAAAAUUUGACUGAUUUAAGUAACGCUAUCAUUACUGAAGUGAUUCUUGUGUAAAUUUAAAGUAGUGGCAAGAGAAAUACGCCGAAAUGGAGAAUCGUUCUCAGGGGAAGAUAUCGGAUGACGAUGUGAUUGGGCAGCACAAUAGCAAAAGACCCUCAAUGUUAAGUGUGAGUGGAUUGUGGGACGUAGUUCCACGACUGGAUCAUUACAGAUUAAGUCGUCGCGCGAAAAGACCAUCUCUAAGUGCUUUACACGAGGGAAAUCUUGUAAAGGAGGCCAACGCUGUCGAGACCGGACAGGUCGGGAGUGCAGUCGGUCAGCAGGGUCACAGCGGAAUAAAAUUAGGAUGGAUCCAAGGCGUCCUCAUACCGUGCCUGCUAAACAUAUGGGGCGUAAUGCUUUUUCUGCGACUCUCAUGGGUAGUCGCGCAGGCCGGCAUUCUGAUAACCAUUGGCAUUAUCGGAGUAUCGGCGAUCGUCUGCGUCAUUACGACGCUUAGUCUCAGCGCAAUUAGCACUAAUGGGGAAGUAAAGGGAGGAGGGAUAUACUUCAUUAUAUCUCGCACUCUUGGACCGGAGUUUGGCGCAUCGGUUGGCAUUGUGUUUGCAUUUGCGAAUGCUGUGGCAGCUUCCAUGAACACAAUCGGUUUUUGUGAUUCUUUAAACGACUUGCUGAAGACAUACGAUUUAAAAAUCAUAGAUAAUGGCGUGAAUGACGUUCGGAUCGUCGGUAUAAUAGCGCUUAUCAUUAUGAUAUUAAUCUGUGCAGUCGGCAUGGAGUGGGAAUCAAAGGCACAAAAUUUUCUUAUAGCUGUCAUUGUGGGCGCAAUUUUUGAUUUUCUAAUUGGAACCAUCAUAGGACCAUCUAGUGAAGAACAGAAAGCGAAAGGAUUUAUAGGGUUCUCCAUAGAUGUAUUUAAAAAAAAUUUGAUGCCAGACUAUCGAUAUUCUGAGGGGAACAAUCAAACCACCUUCUCGGUAUUUGCUAUCUUUUUCCCAUCGGUCACUGGAAUUCAAGCGGGCGCUAAUAUAUCCGGUGAUUUAAAAGAUCCAGCGAGCAGCAUACCGAAAGGAACUCUACUAGCUCUAUUGAUCUCCAUGCUUAGUUAUGUAACUUUCGUUUUUUUUGCUGGCGCCGCGGCUGCCAGAGAUGCAGAUGGUUUCGUAAACAAUACUAUCGUAGAAUACAUCCCCAAUAUCAAUCGCACUUUUGGAUUGCACAACAGUUACUCGGUUAUGCAAUUGAUGUCUCUUUGGGGUCCACUAAUUUACGCAGGAUGUUUCGCGGCUACUCUAUCAACAGCGCUGACAAAUUUAUUGUCAGUGCCGAGACUCAUUCAGGCUUUGGGUCAGGAUCGAAUUUAUCCUGGAUUAAUUUUCUUUAGCAAAGGAUAUGGGAAGUCUGGAGAACCCUAUCGGGGAUAUUUUCUCACGUUCAUCGUUGCGGCUGCAUUCCUUUUAAUUGCCAAUCUCAACGCAGUCGCUCCGCUAAUUUCAAACUUCUAUUUAGCAUCAUACGCCUUAAUCAACUUCUGUACUUUUCACGCGGCUUUGAUUCGGCCACUCGGAUGGCGACCCAGUUUUAAAUACUAUAAUACUUGGUUGUCUCUAUUCGGAUUCAUCCUUUGCGUGACAAUUAUGUUCCUCAUCGACUGGACGACUUCACUAAUCACUUUCGUCAUUAUAUUCGCGCUAUAUUUAAUAGUAGUGUAUCGUAAGCCAGAUGUGAAUUGGGGAAGCAGUACACAAGCGCAAACUUAUAAGACCGCACUUUCUAUCGUCUACAGAUUGAAUUCAAUUGAUGAACAUGUGAAGAAUUACGCUCCACAAAUUUUGGCGCUUACAGGUCCGCCUAAUGCGAGACCCGCAUUGGUACACUUAGCGAACCUCAUUACGAAGAAUAACUCUUUGCUUAUUUCCGGUGAAAUCUUUCCAGCACAACUACCGUUUCGGUUACGCUCUGUACGUUUAAGGAAUGGUUACUCCUGGUUGCAUCAGCAACGUAUAAAAGCAUUCUACCACGUGGUGGAGGAUUUGAGUUUGGAACGAGGCGCGGCUGUGUUGAUGCAAGCUACCGGAGUAGGUAAACUGGCUCCUAAUGUAGUUCUCAUGGGUUACAAGACUCAUUGGUCGACGUGCAAUCAUAAAGAUUUACAGGAAUAUUUUAACGUUCUCCAUAAUGCCUUCGAUCAUAAGUUGUCCGUGGCAAUUUUGAGGAUCGCUGAUGGUCUAGACAACUCUACUGUCACAAAUGCAAAUGGAGACGAGGAACAUGGAAUUUUUGCACAGAGUAGCGAUAAUUUGGCGGGAAAUACUUUGAUGCAUACCGAUAGCAAUCUGUCUAUGAACAUGCAAAUUCCCAGAGUACAAAGCGUGCCGACAAUAGGUACGACAUUUGCCGCACCUAUUGAUGUGACACAUGUGAUCAAAGAUUCAUCGAUACAUUGGAACGCUCGAGAAAAUUUAAAGCAAAAGAAAAAACGUGCUGCUGAUAAAUUGCUUGAAAAACACAAUGGUAUGGCUACUAUACCAGAGAAUUUAACAAUUUUCCAACAGAAGCAUAAGAAAGGAACAAUUGACGUGUGGUGGUUAUACGAUGAUGGAGGUCUGACGAUUCUCCUGCCGUAUAUAAUCAGCACGCGCUCUAAUUGGGAACACUGUAAAGUGAGGAUAUUCGCUUUGGCCAACCAUAAGCAGGAUAUCGGUGCGCAAGAAAAAGAAAUGGUUGAAAUAAUGUCAAAGGCUCGAAUAAAAUACAGUAGUCUAAAAAUGGUGGAUGACAUUAGCGUUGCACCGAAACAAGAAACGCAAUCUUUCUUCGACAACUUAAUAACAAAAUUCCGAAAUGAUUCUUCUAACAAUCCGGAAUCUUGUGUAACUGAUCUGGAGCUUAAUACUUUACGAGAUAAAACAAACCGGCAGUUGCGACUGCGAGAAUUAUUGUUGGAGAAUUCAAGUCAGUCUACCUUGGUAGUUAUGUCGUUACCGAUGCCAAGAAAGGGUGCAAUUUCGGCGCCAUUGUACAUGGCCUGGUUAGAAGCACUUACGAGGGAUAUGCCACCAACAAUUUUAGUCCGUGGAAACCACAUAUCCGUAUUAACAUUCUAUUCAUAAUCUAUUUAUAGUUAAAUAAUGUGAUGUAAUCACGUAAAUGUUGACGCGUCACAAAAAAAAUCUGUCUUUAUUGAGAUAUACUUUUCUGACACGGACACACAGUAUUCAGGAUAUUUAUGCCAAAAUUAUUAUAUCUGUACUUAUAAAAGCAAACUAAUGAUAUUUAAUUCUAUCAUUUUGCUAAGUUAGAAUUAAGAAAUUCUUACGGCUUGCUGUGUACAGCAAGAUAACUUUGGUACCUGUAGAACAGUGUUUCCCAACUGUCUCGAAUUGCUCAACUAUUCGAUAUAAGAUUCGUCGCUGUAAUUAAUUAAAUUGAUAAUUGCAAUAAGAAUAUAAAUCGAUCAAAUUUUAACAACUUUUUAAAAACUGAU